Mauremys mutica (yellowpond turtle) is the source of this 3297-nucleotide messenger RNA. It is a transcript of the gene PEX11B, whose product is annotated as peroxisomal biogenesis factor 11 beta. The transcript has 4 exons. The record is from RefSeq and is a predicted model, not a curated record. NCBI's taxonomy places the organism in Eukaryota, Metazoa, Chordata, Testudines, Geoemydidae. Gene Ontology annotation, biological process: regulation of peroxisome size; peroxisome fission. Gene Ontology annotation, cellular component: peroxisomal membrane. Bases 92 to 832 code for a protein of 246 amino acids.
GGCCCAGAGUGGGAGGACCCUGUAAUCAGCUCACCUAGGAAGGCACGAAGACCUCGGGCCCGGCUGUGCCUGGAGGAGGGGCACCAGCACCAUGGAUUUCUGGGUGCAGUUCAGUGCCCAGAGCCAAGCCAAGGAGCGGGUUUUCAGAGCCGCUCAGUACGCCUGCACUCUGCUCGGCUACACGCUGCAGAAGAACGGAGCGAGUGCUGAUUUCCUCUCCAGGAUCAAACAGCUGGAGGCUCACGUGAGCCUGGGGCGCAAGCUGUUCCGGCUGGGGAACUCGGCGGAUGCCCUGGAGUCGGCGAAGCGAGCCAUCCACCUGCCGGAUGUGGUCUUGCGCUUCUGCAUCACCGUCAGCAACCUGAACCGAGCCAUGUACUUCGCCUGCGACAACAUCCUGUGGGCGGGGAAGUCGGGCCUCCUCCCUCACGUGGACCAGGAAAAGUGGAGCCAGCGGUCCUUCAGAUAUUACUUCUUUGCACUGAUCCUGAACCUGAGCCGGGAUGCCUACGAGAUCCGGCUCCUGAUGGAGCGUGAGGCGUGCGGGAAGCGUCCAAAGGGCAGCGAGACCAGGCACGCGCUCCGAGCAGACAGCAGUCUCCAGCAGCUGAUGCUGAGGCUGAAAGUCCAGCUGCACCUUCUUGUGCACGUGCUGAGGAGCAACCCCCCUCUGCUUGUGGACGUGGUGAAAAACGCCUGCGAUAUCUUCAUCCCGCUGGACAAGCUGGGCCUGUACAAGACCAACCCAGGCUUUGUGGGGCUGUGCGGCCUCACCUCCUCCGUCCUCUCUAUCCUCACCAUCGUUCACCCCUGGCUCAAACUGAAACCUUAAGCAGGAGGACUGGCUGGUUGGUAGAGGGAUGUGGAGCCUUCGCCUUUAUGUUACCGGUUCGAGGCCAGCCCAGGACGUUAGGGGCCCAAGAUUGCUACCAUCCAGUGGCUGGUAUGCAAUGAAUUUCGGGGGCGGGGGCUCAAUACUAUGAUAGGACAAGUGUUCGCGUUCCGCCACCAGAACCGAUGCUGAUACACAGCCUUAGCCAGGGAUUGGAGACUGAGCUCCCCUCUUGUCCCUACAGGAGUUCCAUGCCUCAGUUUCCCCACCUGUAAAGCCAGGAGGUAGCGAGUAGAGGAGGAGGCCUUUGUAGCUGCUGCUCGUGUACUACCUGGUCUGUGGAUACAGAGUGGACUUUGGUCUCCUCGGCUGUCCAUCUGGCACGUGGCAGUCCCGUUUUUAAAUAUAACCCUUGAAGUACUGUGAGUAACAAGCGCCUGGAGUUUGUGGCUAGAGACUCCUGGGGUGGAUUGCUGAGCCCCGAUUUAUUAGGCCUGCCAGGUAACUUUGAAAGGUGCCGGGGAAGCUCGCGGAGUAGCAGCACUUAACGGUGAUGACAUGACAUGGCAUGUCCUUGUGUGCGCUGGCAGAGUGCAGGCUGCAGUGUUCCCAGCUGUUCCUGUUGAUGCAGUCCCCAGUUCUGACACCUCUGCCAUGCCUGGAAACCGUGGAUUUUCCUGCUGCCCUGGCAGCAACAUUAAGUUAGGUUUGAUGGUAGGAAAAUGAAGGUAAACAGCAAUAUUCAGUCUCUCCUCUUACCUUUCCUAUUUGUUUCAGUCUGGCUCUAUUUUUCUAUUGUUUAUAAAGCACGUAGGGACGUUCAGGCAUGAAGCAUGGUGACCUGUGAAAGCGGGUAGGUGAAACUGACAUGAUCCACACCAAUUUGCAGCAAUGGGUAGAGACUAAGAUGAGGUGUGAUCUCGGCGCAGGGACAGGACUGAGGACCCCGGUUCUGGUUUUUUGUUUUUUUUUUCUUGUGCCCUGAAUGACUGUGGACCUUCAUGUCUCUGUGCCUCGGUUUCCCCAUCUGUAAAGUAGGAAUAACACAGACCUACCCUCCUGUGCCUGCACUCCUGUUCACCCAGCUAGCCAAAUGCUCACCCCGCUGUUUUUUUAAUGGCUUCUUUGGUGUACCUUAAUAAACUGGAGAGGAGGAGAAAACAAAUGGUGCAGUGCUAACUUUGAAUGGAAAUCUGUAUUGAGAUCGUUUUUGUAAUAAACAUACAUUCUGAUCUGAAAUUACCACUUUACAGGAGUUUAUCAAGUUCUCUUUCUCUGUGCAAAGUCAGAUCAUCAACGCUGCCCUCCAGACUGAUGGCUGAUCUGGCUGCAGAGGGAUCUUUAUCACCAAGGAUUGCAUUUAUAUCUGAAGCCGUUGCAUUCUUCGGUGAUCCCUUUUAAUUAUGUAUGUAGGGUAAUGAGAAUGAUCUUGCUUGUGUUUAAACUGUCACGGGCUGUAUACAUGGAUGCUCUUAGCAAUCAGUGCUCUUUUUCCAUGCCUUCAGGACUCAUCUGCAUCCACCAUCCCUUCCUUACAAGCAUCCCAGAGCACUUUGUCUAUUGCUGCAUUAGGACUCACAACCCCUCUUUGAGGUAUGUCUAAUAUUAUCUCCCUUUUUACAGCUGAGGAACAGAGGCACAGAGAGGUGAAGUGACCCACCCAAGGGUAGACAAGUCACUGGCAGAGCCAGGAAUUGAACCCAGAUCUUUGUGACAGCAUGAGGAUUCUGAGCCGGGUUUCCACCUGGUGUAAAUGGGUGGUGGUCCCUCAGUGGAGCUACGCUGACUUGUAUCAGCUGAGAAGUUGGCCUGUUCUUUCCAACCCCCUAGACAUUAAAAUCCCACUGAUGCCUCAUCAGUACCUAGCAAAAGCUUCCAUGGCUGGAGAAUUCACGGUAUUCUCUGUAUAAUUUGCUCCUUCUGAUUUGUAUUGGUUGCUGAUAGUAUUAAUGUGAAGCCAGGCUCUCGGCUGCUUUGUUCCUCACCUGAAGGCCCAGUCCUCUGCUGGUGGUAUCCAGUCACAUAUUGCAGAGUGGAUUACCAUGCCUCCAACAGAGAAUUUUGCCUUUGGUCAAGGCCUGAAGCAGCAGGAACAUACAAAUAACAAGGAACAAAGAUCUCAUUCACCUGCAGCCAUGGUUAGCAAUGAAAGAGAGAGACAAAAUUGUCUUUAAAUAGAACAUUUUAAAGACACCCCUCUGCCCCCUCCUGGAACAUCAGCUCCAUCAGUUAAUGUUUCUGACUUAACAGUGUCUGUUGGUUUACUUUGAUUUGUGCUGUAAUUCUGUAGACGCGAGGUGCCUGUCUUCGAUCAGAGAGGUAGAUAGUACAGUGGGUAGAGCACUAGCCCGGGACUCCGGGGAGCUAGGUUCAGUUCUCUGCUCUGACACAGAUGUCCUAUGUGACCUUGGGUAAGUCACUUAGCCUCCCUGUGCCCCAGGUCCCCAGCAAUACAAGUAACAGAG